AUUAUAAUUUAUAUAUGACUGACCUAAUUACUGCUCUUAAUAAUGAGAAUGGGACCAAAACCCGUAAAAGAAAAUUUGAUCCUGAUAAAAUGUGGGCUAAAUGUAGGACUUGUGGCGAAGCUGGGAAUAUAGAAAAUAUGUUGUGGCAGAAAAUACCUUUUGCUAACGGCAACGGCCAAGUAUUAUUUGGUUGUUAUGAGGGGUAG
This is a messenger RNA of Racocetra fulgida, 206 nucleotides long. NCBI's taxonomy places the organism in Eukaryota, Fungi, Glomeromycota, Glomeromycetes, Diversisporales, Gigasporaceae. The record is from the annotation of a GenBank genome assembly.